This is a messenger RNA of Cyphellophora attinorum, 2355 nucleotides long. RefSeq names its product Choline kinase. Gene Ontology annotation, biological process: phosphatidylethanolamine biosynthetic process; phosphatidylcholine biosynthetic process. The coding region runs from base 1 to 2355 and encodes 784 amino acids. Gene Ontology annotation, molecular function: ethanolamine kinase activity; choline kinase activity. The transcript has a single exon. The record is from RefSeq and is a predicted model, not a curated record. Lineage: Eukaryota; Fungi; Ascomycota; Eurotiomycetes; Chaetothyriales; Cyphellophoraceae. Gene Ontology annotation, cellular component: cytoplasm.
AUGCUACCCACUAACUCUUCAACCUCUUCACUCGUCCGACAAGCAUCCACCAUCAGCUUGAGUGAGCAGAACCAGAGCGGCUCCGAAUCGUACUUUGAUUCUCAAUCCAAUGAUCCGCGAAGGGUCCUAGCUGAAGUGGCCGACUGGCUGCACAAGGAGAAGUCCAGAGCCCGCAGGCACAAGGCGCUGCAUCAUCAUUCGAAGGACUUCGGUCAUACCGAGGCGCCCAGCACAGAAAGAUCACAGCAUGAUCACGAACCGGCGAUGGAUCUGGAGAAGCUCGAACGGAUCAUGUCCGGUUACAUGAAGUCGACGACUCCCAAAGGCAGUUCCCGCUCACCAAUGGUCGCGCCAAGGUCGCCAGGUCUUGCUCCUCCAUCACGGAAAAAUUCGAUAGCUAGCAAGUUCAAACGAAACUCUGUGGUCAACCUGUCUUCCGAUACCGAAUUCUUUGGCGACGAAGUCCUGGUACCUGGCGUAGAGGCUUACCUCGACAAUUCAAGAACGCUUGCGUACAGUGGUGGGGAAGAGCAGGCGGAAACCACGUCGGUCAGAGGCAAAGAAACCGAGGAAUGCUGGGUCACUUUCAAAGAAGAUAUCUUGCGACUCACUCACACUCUCAAGCUGAAAGGCUGGCGACGCGUUCCCAUGGAGAACGCAGCCGGUAUUGAGGUUGCGCGCCUGUCAGGAGCGCUCACAAAUGCUGUCUACGUCGUCAAGCCUCCAAAGCCCGCCGAAAUCGAUGGCGAGGGCGGCAUCGCCAAAGGACCAAAGCCAAAAUUCCUACUUCUGCGCAUAUACGGUCCACAGAGCGAUCACCUUAUAGAUCGUGCAGUCGAAUUGUCCAUCCUUCGCCGCCUUGCUCAGAAGAAGAUUGGCCCGCGCUUGCUAGGGACAUUCUCGAACGGCCGCUUUGAGGAAUAUCUGCAUUCUGUCACGUUGGAAGCCGAAGAUUUGCGAGUUCCAGAGACAUCAAAGCAGAUUGCGAAACGAAUGCGGGAACUUCACGACGGUAUAGAGCUCCUGAAUUCAGAGAUCGAUGCAGGCCCGUCUAUUUUCAUCCUUUUCGACAAAUACCUGGACCGCUGCGAGAAGGUCAUUGCAUACCUCGAUCGCCAAGUCAACCUCUCCCUCCAACCUUCGAAACCUGACCAGGAACCGCCGCAAGCCAAAUACACACGAUAUGGUCUGGUUUGCGGUACUGAAUGGCCCGUGUUCCGGCGUACGUACGAUAAGUAUCGCGCCCGUCUUGUCAAAGAAGUAGGCGGCAACUCUGGACUUCGCAAGAAACUCGUCUUUGCUCACAAUGACACACAAUAUGGCAACCUUAUGCGUCUGAAGCCCAGCGGCGAGUCCCCCCUGCUACAGCCAUCGAACCACCACAAGCAACUCGUCGUCAUUGACUUCGAGUACGCCGGCCAGAAUACCGCCGGAUUAGAAUUCGCCAACCACUUCUCAGAGUGGUGCUACAACUAUCACCAUCCUGAAGUUCCGUGGGCAUGCCAUACACAAGCAUACCCUACAGAAGAAGAGCAACGACGCUUCAUUCGCAGUUACAUCAUGCAUCGCCCGCAGUUUAAUUCCAAUGCCUCAUCUACGCCAAACGUCCUACAAGGAAGAGAAAGAACUAACAUUCCCGACUUCAUGCUUGACGCUCGUGCGCCUCCUGGCAGCGAGUCUCCUGCUCAAGGGAAUGACUAUGACGCUGAAGAGAGUGCUCGGGAGAAGAAGCUGGAAGAUGACAUCAAACAGCUACUAUACGAGACACGACUGUGGAGGAUGGCAAACUCGGCCCACUGGGUCGCCUGGGGAAUUGUGCAAGCCAAGGUACCAGAGCUAGACAAGGCGAGCAGAAAACAUCGCGCUGGCACCAAAGCAAAAGAAGUGCUGGGACGGGUUGUUGAGGGUGUAAAGAGUGGAUUAAGUGGACGCCGAGGCAGCCGCAGUGCGGCGCAUCCUGGCGGACAGCGCAAAGUCAUUGCUGAUCCAAACGCUGAGGACAAAGCUGCUGCCGAAGGUACCGUCGAAGUGCCAUCUGAAGCUCUCACAGAGAGCAACGGCAGCGCGACAGCCCCCUCUGAUCCAUGGACAGCCAGCAAGAACAUUUACGGCGACAAGACUCCAGCAGCCAUCUCCGACGGCGAAGUUGUUACUGACAGCGAAGCCGAGCCUGACGUCAACGCCAAAGCCGCCGAAGCAGGGACAAUGGGGGAGGAAGAAGAAGAGUUCGACUACCUAGCGUACGCACAGGACCGUGCGAUGUUCUUCUGGGGCGAUGCGCUGCAGAUGGGACUCGUCACUGAGGAGGAAUUACCAGAGGCGAUGAGGCAGAAGGUGAAGAGAGUGCCGUAUUGA